Molecule: messenger RNA, 1167 nt
Organism: Uloborus diversus
Lineage: Eukaryota; Metazoa; Arthropoda; Arachnida; Araneae; Uloboridae
Exons: 2
Coding region: 1-1167 (388 amino acids)
Source: RefSeq, a predicted model, not a curated record
AUGGGCCAUCAACUAAACUUGGCUGUUAGCCAAGCAGCAGCAGAAAUAGCAUAUCUAGUCAAGUACCAGGAUAUUCUAAAGCGAAUCCAUGCGUAUUUUGAAUGCUCUCCUGCGAAUACUACACGCCUGAAAAAUGCUCAGGAGAGUCUCGAUCAAACUCCAAAAAAAUUUCUUAAACUAUCAGCAACUCGCUGGUUAUCCUUAGGAAAUGCUGUUGCAGCUCUGGACUGCAACUGGCAAGCUCUUGUGUGUGUUUUGCUAGAAGACAAACGACCAGUUGCACAAGGAUUGCUUAAAAAUAUUACUUCGUAUUUGUCUUUAGCAACCACUGCAAUCAUGAGUGAUGUCAUGUUUGUAAUGAACAAAUUAUGUACAACGUUUCAAAAUGCCAAUUUGGAUUUUGAAAAUGUUCAAAUUAGUGUUGAUGCUAGCAUUGCUAACUUAAAGGAAAUGACAAAUGGAACGGGUACCCAUUUUAUGAGCUUUAUGGAUGCUGCCCCAAAAGAAGCUAGUGAACAUUUUGAGUUUCAAGGCCAUGUAAUUUUAGAUGGACAGAAACAAAGGGAGAAAUUUAGAAAUGUGAUGACAACCCUUUUAAAUUCUACAAUUAAUAAUGUAAUUGAUAGGCUGGGAGAUUUACAUAAUAUUAAGAUGUUCAAUAUCUUUUUGCCCAGCAAUAUACCCCAGGAUUCUUCCAAAUUAAACGAAUAUGGUCAGAAAGAAAUUAAAUGCAUAUAUAAGUUAUUGUCGAGUAGUUCUGCUUUAAAAGAUGUAACAGAAAUUGAUAUGUUAUGUGAAUGGGGAUUAUUCAAACAUAUCUUACAGCAGAGAUGCAGAAAUUUGACAUUCAAGGAAUUGCUUGCAUUUCUGCAUGUAAAUGAUAUGUCUGAAGAAUUCCCAUUAAUGUUCACGUUAAUUGAAUACUGUGCAACAUUUCCAAUGCAUUGGAAAUGUUGCACAGUUGAUUGUGAAAGAGGAUUUAGUUCCUUAAAUUUAAUAAAAAAUGAUAUAAGGAACAGGUUAACAAUUCACAAUAUUAACCAUCUGUUAAUGAUAAAUCUUGAAGGCCCUGCAAAUGGUUUUAACUUCAAUGAGGCAUUUGCAAAAUGGGCCAACAUGAAAGAACGAAGAAUUCUGCAGUGUAAGCCAAAUUCAUUCGUAAAAUAA